AUGGCGCUACCAAAUCUAGGAGCAUUUAUUGAAGUCGAGCGCUCCAGUCGUGUCUCGAGUCCGCCAGCCGCAGCUCGAAGGGACAAGACUCACACCUCGAGAUCAGAGACCGUCUAUGAACUGCAAGACAUGCAGUCGCAGUCAGCCUCUGCAAACUCGCGGCUGUCAAAACCUAGCGCAGCUGUGACAUUGAGCCCGCGGCCAACGCCUCGUCUACUGGAAGACCACCAAGGCUCCCUGCCCACAGCUGAAGCUCCAGACUGCGCUCCAGAUCGUAUAAUUGUACCAUGGAAGACCAAGUGGCGGGUGUUGAGUUGCAGUAUGAUCAAUUUCGGGAACGGUUUGAAUGACAGUGCUCCCGGUGCACUGAUCCCGUAUAUUGAGAGUCACUACGGUAUUGGAUAUGCCGUGGUCUCGCUCAUUUUCGUCACCAACGCACUUGGUUUCAUCUCUGCGGCACCAGCCACCCAUGCCAUUGAGCGUCAGUUGGGCCGGUCCAAGAGUUUUGCCCUCGCCAUGUCGCUUCCGGCUAUCAGCUACGUGAUCAUCAUCUGCCAGCCACCGUUCCCUGUCGUCGUUUUGAGUUUCCUCAUGCUUGGUUUUGGUGUGGCGCUCAACCUGGCUCUCACCAACGUCUACUGUGCCAACUUACCUAACUCGACCACCGCGUUGAGUUGUCUUCACGGCGGCUACGGUCUUGGUGGUACAGUGGCCCCCUUGUUCGCCACGGCAAUGGUCUCUCGUGGAAUUCGGUGGUCGCUCUUCUACAUCGUUCCCUUGGCAUUCUGCCUGCUCAAUCUCAUCUACGCAAUCUGGGCCUUUGCAGGGUUCGAGGAGGACACAUCGGCCGAGGUGAUUCGGCCAACAAGUUCGCGCCCGUCGACGGCCAGCCGCUCUCUGUCCCGGAUGCAGCAAUUGAAAAGGGCCAUUCACAAUCGUACGACCCUGCUCGGUGCCCUCUUCAUCUUCGCUUAUCAGGGAGCUGAGGUGUCCACCUCUGGCUGGGUGGUAUCCUUCCUCAUCAGCUACCGACUCGGUGACCCUUCCCACGUGGGCUAUGUCAGUGCCGGAUUCUGGGCCGGGAUCACCGUCGGACGUUUCUUGCUGGUUCAUCCGGCAGCCCGAGUGGGCCACAAGACCGCAGUCAUGAUCAUGAUAGCCGGUGCUGUAGCCUUCCAGUUGAUGACCUGGUUGAUACCGAAUAUUGUCGGAGAUGCAGUCGCGGUUGCGAUCCUGGGACUGCUAUUGGGACCCGUGUUCCCGAGUGCUACGGCGGUGUUUGUGCAACUUCUACCACGUAGGAUGCAUAUGACGAGCCUGAGCUUCAUCAGCGCACUGGGAAGUAGUGGUGGUGCGGUCUCGCCCUUUAUCACUGGCCUUCUGGCCCAGCAUGUGGGGACCAUGGUGCUGCAUCCGAUCUGUAUCGGGCUCUAUGGCGUGAUGGCGACGAGCUGGCUUCUGUUGCCCAAGAUUGUGAAGAGAUCCGACUAA
Messenger RNA from Penicillium diatomitis, 1491 nucleotides. Its product is annotated as putative MFS efflux transporter. NCBI's taxonomy places the organism in Eukaryota, Fungi, Ascomycota, Eurotiomycetes, Eurotiales, Aspergillaceae. The record is from RefSeq and is a predicted model, not a curated record. Gene Ontology annotation, molecular function: transmembrane transporter activity. Gene Ontology annotation, cellular component: membrane. Gene Ontology annotation, biological process: transmembrane transport. The coding region runs from base 1 to 1491 and encodes 496 amino acids. The transcript has a single exon.